Molecule: messenger RNA, 6152 nt
Organism: Osmia bicornis bicornis
Lineage: Eukaryota; Metazoa; Arthropoda; Insecta; Hymenoptera; Megachilidae
Product: receptor-type tyrosine-protein phosphatase T-like
Exons: 29
Coding region: 96-6002 (1968 amino acids)
Biological process (GO): protein dephosphorylation
Molecular function (GO): protein binding; protein tyrosine phosphatase activity
Source: RefSeq, a predicted model, not a curated record
AUCGCGAGUAAACCAUCAAGAGUGCAACGAUAAAAUGUAAAUAACUGUGCAAGAAAAUAUGAUUUAAUUACUGCGAAUCGCGAGAAAAAUAGAAGAUGAGAGCAUCGGUGGUGCUGAUUUUCGCGAUACAAGUUUCUGUCGUUUUUGCAAAGCUGACUGUUUUAAGAGGAAAGGAGGUUACAAGAAGAUACACUCAGAGCAACAGAAAAUUGUUGUGUCUAUCGGAAGACGAUGGCGCAGGUUUGAUAUGGAACAGCAAUUUAAACUGGUCGUACAGCUAUUAUGAAUUUUCAGACAGGGGUGGGAAUACAGACUUUCAGCUAUUAAACGAGUAUCGGAAAGGAGAGAUAGACUGCGAUUUUAAUUCCCACGAUGAUUGCAUGUCGGCAUGGCGUAGUGACUGGAGUUUGACAAAUUCCAAACGAACACCCAUGGGGCCUGCGUUUGAUCGUCGAUGGGAAGGCUUUAGAGAGCACAAUAAUUUCGGCACAUUGAACCAAUACCGACUAGUUGAUAAAUUAGAACGAUCAGGAGCUUUCGUGAUGUCGAUUCGUGGAUCCAUGGAUGCCUAUAUGCUCUUGUGCGACGACGAGGAUUACGAAACUAAUUUUUGUUAUUGGAUUAUCAUCGGUGGCUGGAACAACACUAGAUCUGUGAUACGAAAGUGUGCCAAAGGUGUACCACCUCCGAUGACGUUUCCAAUCGAGCCUACCUGUGCUAAGAUCAGGAGUUCCUACUAUUCUGAAAUACUCUCCCCAACUGAGUGGAGAACGUUCAUCCUCGUAUGGAACGAGAACACCAGAAGCAUAUCACUUUACGAUGAUACAAAACUUCUAAUGAUGUAUACAGACAACGAAGAACAACGAAAUCGAACAGUAAUACAUCCCAAUUACAACAUCUUUCUAGCAAGUUCUAAGACGAUGCUUUUUCGCUUUCACAUAUACACUUUCCUGCACACAACUUCCCCAGCGGCAACAUUAAUCAGUCCUGAGAUGGACCUAACCAGCAGAAACAUUUGCAUACAAAUGAUGGUUGGUCUGUGCAAAAAAUGUCAGAUGGAAAUAGUGUUAAUUGAUUCGGAGAACGAAGAAAAGGGAGAAAGUUUAGAUACGAUAAAAGCAUCAGCAAGAAUCGCUGCUGAUGGGUCAACUUUGGAAUUGGCCAUGUGGCAAUACGUUCAGAUCAAGAGAACAAUAUCCUCGUACAUUGGGAAAAGAGGAAGAAUCAAAUUGAUCUCAGAUCUCGAACAAAGAGCUUCAAGUCCAUUGUGGGCCGUGGCAGACAUUCGCACGUGUCCCCCAGUAGGUACUUUGCGAUAUGGUAGGAUAGAAGCAACCCAAGAUUACGCGGACGGUGCAUAUUUCUGGCCAAACGUUACGUGUCAAAAAUUAUUUUACAAGGAAAACGUUGUCGUCAAUUCUGCACUCGACGCAAGAUUCGAUUCAGACUUCGAAGAUCCACAGUGUGUUGAUUAUAUGGUGGGACCUUACUGUUCCAUUAAUUGCUUUUAUCAAUUGGAACAAGAUACAGACUGCAGAGGAACAGUAAUUUGCGACCAAAAUGGUUGCACCUGUCCACCAGGUUUCGUGGGAAAGAAUUGCCGUUCUAGUUGUGAUGUUGGUCAAUAUGGUCACGGUUGUAAGCAAACUUGUGGCUGGUGUAAGGGAAACAAUUGUAAUUUCAAGACAGGACAUUGCAAAAGUGGUUGCAACAAUUCUAAAAGAUACAAUAUACCACCUUUUUGUAAAAUAGGUAUUGAUGUUCUUCCACCACCUGACAUUGAUUUUCUCAAUGAAACGGUAGUUCGCGCUAUCGUUCCAGUGAUGGAACAAUAUAAAUUGAUACCUACUACUUAUCGGUUUAUCGUACAGAAAGAGGGAGAGACCGAUACUCGCUUCAUUGGAGAUUAUACCGAAAUUGGUAACGAUACGAUACAAUUGAUUGGGUACACAGAUGAUUUAGAACCUGGUGUUUCUUAUCAAAUCUCCUGCAUAUUGUACACUAAUGAUCCGGUGUCUAUACCCGGAAAAUGGACAAAUUUCACAACUCGUUGCACAUCGACAAACGACUUUCAAGUAAAAACUACAAAUACUAGUUUAACGUUAAGAAAGGAUCAAAAGGCAGUUCCCAAUUCCUGCCCAGACAGAUGGUACGAUUUCAUUUUUCAAAAUGUUGAAACGCAAGUUCAAAUCAAUAAAGGGAGUCUAUUCAAACUGCCACACGAAUUUGGAAACUUGACACCAUAUACGCUUUAUAAAAUUACAAUCAGUAAAGGGAAAGCGGUUCUGUUUUCGCGAGAGAUUCAAACUCUCGAAGGAGUGCCAUCUCAAGUACGAAAUAUUAAAAAGUUGCUGUUCCCAAACGGAGAUGUAACUCUGAAAUGGGAUCCUCCGCGCAAUUUAAAUGGAAUGAUAACAAAAUACGAAGCUGUGUUCCAGAUACAAAGAUACAUUGGCUGCGAAAAUCGACAGGUCCAGCCUCGAAAAAACAAUACAAUUUCGACUUCAACAGCCUUUACUAGUAUCACAUUCUCAAAUUUAACGCCAUAUACACAUUACGUUGCAAAAAUUGCAGCCUGCACAUCCUACUGUGGCCUCGAAGAGAUCAUUGAAUUUUCCACCCCACAAACUGAAAUCCCAACCGAGAAGUUUACAAACUUGAGAGUCCAGAAUUACACGCUAAUGUGGGAUCCGCCAAAAGAUUGUACCACGAUUUCUGGACCUAUCAUUGCUAAAGCGAUCGUGAAAGGUGUCAGCAACGCGGUGCUGAACGUCAGCAUCGCCAAACAAACGACGAAGCACUUGAUCGAUUUAAAUGACGAACUUUAUGGCGCGGAAACGUACGAAGCAAGGAUUUACGCCAUUAGAGAUUACCACGAACAGCACGACGAAUCGCUUUACGAGAAACUUGUUUUCACUACUCCGUCAAAAACCCCGCCUCCUGUAAGGAAUCUACAAAUAUUUGAAAUAGACGCGCUAUUUGGGAUGAUGCAUUUGAGAUGGCAAGAACCAGAACCACCGAUCAAUGGAAAGAUAGAAUACUAUGUUGUACGCAGUUGUCACUCGACUUGCACGGUUGUUUCGAAAGUGCAACCAACAGAGCAAUGCAGUUUAUGGAACAAGUACAUUUGCGCGACUGUUGAAAUAUCCCAUCAACGUCAAUUCACCAGCUUUGUCACGGUUUCAGCCAAGAACGUAAACGUUUCGACGCUCAGCGUCGCGUCAUCCGUGCCGAUUAAUCGCGAUGAAAUCCGACCAGACGCACCUAAAAUUAUCACCGCCAGCGCGCUGGGCAACGGAAUCGUGAAUUUCACCUGGUCCCAUCCGUGGCGAUCAGGUGGUCACCUGGUGUCAUUUCGGAUCAUCGUUGAGAUAAUAUCAUCCCGUCUUCGCAUUAAGAUACAGCGAUCGCAAAUGCUCUCGUCUCACGAGUAUUCGAUCGAUGAUUAUCGAUCUCAGUACUAUAAAGAAUUGCACUUGUUAUCGUCGACCACUUACAAGAUCUCCAUUUACGCCGUGACGAACACGGGUCUCUUUGGAGCGACGGAGGUUACAGAGGUGCAAACACCUUCGUCCAUGGGAUUCAAGAAGAAUUCAAGCUCGGAGGUGCAUCAGACUUCUUCGACGAUCUCGUUGCAUAUUCCUGCCGUCUUAAAUGACACGAGGAACAGUUUGACUACCGUGGUUGUACAAGGACCAAGAGCUUGCGAACAUUACGAGAAAUUGAAUCCUUAUCUGAGCAAGAAAGUUGGUAUCGAAUAUUACGAGAACGUCUGGCGUAUUUACAGGUUUUCCACAGAAAAAUUUGCUGGCAAAACAUUCACGAUUGAUUACGAACCUAACGAAGGCGCCGCGAAUUGCCCGUUGAAGCCAGAAGAAUCCUACGUAAUAGUAAUCAUUGUGCAAAGCGAAGAAGAAUCGCUGGACGAUCAGAUUAUAACGCAAACAUCAUCGAUUCGUAUCAGUGACGCAUCGAAGCGACACGAAGCGUGGCUAGUUCCAAUUACGAUAAUUCUCCUCGUCAAAGCCGUGCUUUUUUACCUGUAUCGAAGGAGAAAAAGAAGAAGGUCUCUGCAGAAGGUUAUUCUACGAGGAGAAAUGGCACUGGCGUACAACAACGACAAUCUCGAAGUGAAAUCACUUUCUUCGAGCUCGAAGCAACCUUUUACCGCGAUGUCCACUCCUUCUGAUAAGGAACUGUUAUCACGCUCGAACACGCCUCAAGAAGAUACCGCGGUAUUCGUGAACGAUGCUAAUCAGAGAGAGGAACGAUCGUCUCUGGUAAAGGUGAAGGAUUUCGAAGAUUACGUGAAACAAGCAAUUCAGUCUGGGCUACUUGAAACACAAUACAAGACGCUUCGACGAGGACAAACGAGGCCAUGGGACUACGGAAAGUUACCGGAGAACAAAUCAAAGAACCGAUACGGAGAUCUCAUAGCGUACGAUGAGAAUCGAGUGAUAUUGAAUAAACUUCCCGACGAUCCUUUCUCGGAUUACAUCAACGCUAGUUACAUCAAAGGUUACAAGACGGAGAAAUGUUACAUAGCGACGCAAGGGCCGAAGCCGAACACGGUCAUCGACUUCUGGCGGAUGAUUUGGCAAGAAGAGGUUCUCGUUAUUUGCAUGCUUGCGAACAUCACAGAAGGUGGAAAAGUAAAGUGCGAACAGUAUUGGCCGGACAUCGGGAAGAAGAAGAAAUAUGGUGAAAUAAUUGUUUUCAACGCUAGACACACCGUAUUCGCGGAUUUCACGUUUCGUACUUUGCAUGUGUCGUGCGGAGACGAAGCUCGUAAGAUCGAGCAUUUGCAUUACACAACGUGGCCAGACCACGGCGUGCCGUUGUCCACGCAUUCGGUGGCAACAUAUUUGAAGAAGGUAUUGGCGACGCCGACUGGAAGUGGACCGAUGGUGGUCCAUUGCAGCGCAGGUGCAGGAAGAACCGGCACUAUCAUUUUAUGCGACAUAUGCCUGCGACGGAUCGCCGUUGAAGGGGCAAUCGACGUGUUUGCUGAAGUCGAAUCGAUCAGAAGUCAAAGGGCUAACAUGGUGGACAAUAUUCAACAGUAUCGUCUAGCUCAUUUAACGUUAGUCGAGUGUCUGUUUUCCAUUUCAACGUCUCUUCCGUGUGACGAACACCUGCCAGCAAGAAUCGUGGAGCUUAAGAAGCAAUUAGACGUUCAACGAGAGUGUUUAGAAAAGAUGACCUGGCAAGAACAGGCCCUUCGACCAUCGACCAGUCGAGUGUCUCUAUCGGAACGCAACCUUGCCAAGAACCGAUACCCAGAAUUAUCAUCAGCAAAUUUCAGCCGAGUGUAUUUGAAAAGAUAUCCAGCCACGGACGAGGACAGUGAUUAUAUAGCCGCUGUCUAUGUGGACGGUGUAAGAUUGCAAAAUCAGCACCUAGCAACGCAACUUCCGUUGCCUGGAACGUUGAGCGAUUUCUGGAGAAUGGUGGCCGAGUACAAAGUGGAAUUAAUCGUGCUGUUACAGCCACCAGAUCCGAAAGAUACGACUUGCUGUCCGGUGGUUCCAAGCGAGGAAUUUAAACCGGUACCAUUUAUAAACGUUCGAUCGAAGGAAUUUAUCGAAUACGAAUCGUACACGUCACAGAAAUUGGUACUUAUCAAUAAUUUAGAGAAGCCUGUGACGGAACAGCACAUAACGAUUUUAUGCUCUACGGAAUGGAGAAGUGGUAGGGAUCAAGAUCCACCUGCCACGAGGAUGCUGGUCACCCUCUGGCAAGCUGCGGAAAAGAUUUCGAGAGGAGGAGGACCUACCGCCGUUCUUUGCCACGACGGUGUAACCGGCUGUGGACUUUACUUGGCCUUAAGCUUUCUUUUGGAGAGAAUGGCUGUGGAAAGAGAAUGCGACGUUUGCCUGGCAAUUCGCGCGAUUAGAAGAUCGAGGCCCGAUUUCGUCAAAUCUUUGAAACAGAUGGAAUAUCUUUACGAUGCGGCGAUAACGUACCUAGAGUACUUCGAAACGUACGCUAAUUUCUCUUGAAGAAAUCUCAAUUGUUAAUCGAGCAUAGACGGUUCAAUUUGUUACAUAAAUUGAUUCGAUUCAUUUCAACGAGCUUCCAAUCAAGACUGGCUUUUCUAAUCUCUUGUAUCGUCUCAACUAUAAAUUACAAUCGUUACGUAAUCGUUUUAA